AUGCAAUUAACCGCGCUCACUGCCACCCUCUCACGCCUCCAACUCCUAGUUCCACUCCCUCCGGACACCACGAAACGACGCGCCGCCGAACAAACCUGCUUGGUGCUCCUCCGCACGUGCAAUACGCUCGCCACCCUCACGCGAAUCCACGCCCUCAUCCUCAAGCUAGGCCUCCACCACAACCCUCUCGUCCUCACCAAGUUCGCUUCCACCGCCUCCAACAUCGACGCCGUUCACUACGCCGCCUCCGUCACAUUCCCCGACGAUCAGAAUGACGAAGCUGCCCCUCGCCCUCACGCCUUCCACGACGCUUUUCUUUUCAACACGUUUAUCAGAGCCUUUGCCCAAACAAAGCACGCCAAGCCUUGCGCCGUGCGUUUCUACCGCUCCAUGCUCCGGCGCGCCGUUUCGCCGAACAAGUUCACCUUCCCGUUCGUCCUCAAGGCCUGCGCCGGCAUCGAGAGCUUGGCCCUGGGGAUGGCGGUGCACUCCUCGGUGGUGAAGUUUGGCUUCGAAGAGGAUAUCCACGUGCGGAACGCCAUGAUCCACAUGUAUUUCUGCUGUGAGGAAGGGUCUAAACCGAACUCUGCUCAGAAGGUAUUCGAUGAAUGUCCUGACCGCGAUUUGGUGACGUGGAGCACCAUGAUUGGAGGCUACGCACGUGCCGGAAAUUCCACUCGUGCAAUUUCGUUGUUUAGAGAAAUGCAGGUUACAGGGACGUGUCCCGACGAGAUCACCAUGGUUUUGGUUUUGUCUGCGUGUGCUGAUUUGGGUGCGCUUGAGUUGGGGAAGUGGUUGGAGUCUUAUGUUGAGAGGAAGAGCAUAACGAAGUCUGAGGAGUUAUGCAAUGCAAUGAUAGACAUGUUUGCGAAGUGUGGUGAUGUUGACAGAGCUGUGAAAAUUUUCCGGGAAAUGGAAACGAGGACCAUAGUUUCAUGGACUUCAGUGAUUGUUGGUUUGGCAAUGCACGGUCGCGGAUUGGAGGCUGUUUCUCUUUUUGAUGAGAUGGUGGAACAACAGGUGGAGCCUGAUGAUGUUGCUUUUGUUGGGGUGCUUUAUGCUUGUAGUCACUCAGGACUGGUUGAUAAGGGGCAUUACUAUUUCAAAACCAUGGAGAACAGGUUCAACAUUGUGCCAAAGAUUGAGCAUUAUGGCUGCAUGGUUGAUAUGUUGAGUAGAGCAGGGCUUGUGAAGGAGGCUGUGGAGUUUGUUGGAGCCAUGCCAGUUGAGCCAAACCAGGUCAUAUGGAGAAGCAUAGUCACUGCUUGUAAUGCUCGUGGUGAGCUGAGGCUGGGUGAGAACGUGGCCAAGGAGCUAAUCAGGAGCGAGCCGAUGCACGAGUCUAACUAUGUGCUGCUUUCGAACAUUUACGCAAAAUUGAUGCGCUGGGAGAAGAAGAAGAAGGUUAGGGAGAUGAUGGGUGUGAAGGGGAUAAGGAAGAUUCCAGGGAGCACCAUGAUUGAGAUGAAUAAUGAAAUAUAUGAGUUUGUUGCUGGGGAUAAGUCACAUGAUAAAUACAAAGAGAUAUAUGAAAUGGUGGAUGAGAUGGGAAAGGAGAUUAAGAGAGCAGGGUAUGUGCCUACAACAUCCCAGGUGUUGCUUGACAUUGAUGAAGAAGAUAAGGAAGAUGCUUUGUAUAGACACAGUGAAAAACUUGCUAUUGCUUUUGCUCUUCUGAGUACAGCCCCUGGAACACCAAUUAGAAUUGUGAAGAACUUGCGUGUUUGUGAAGAUUGCCAUUCUGCUACUAAGUUCAUUUCUAAGGUUUACAGCCGAGAGAUUGUGGUGAGGGACCGCAAUCGCUUCCACCAUUUCAAGAAUGGUUUGUGUUCCUGUGGAGACUUCUGGUAACAAAUUGGUAAGAGGCAUCCUUGAUCUUCUAUUGUGUUGUUGAAGUUUCAUCAUGUGCUAAAUCUUGAUUGAUAAGGGCAUCAGCAUGUUUUUGAUUGUGCUAAACCCUUUAAAAAAAAAUAGAAAUUGUGUUAAUUAAAGUUAAGAUGAAAAUAUAGGGUCGUAUCAUUGGACUCGCUAGGUUAUUUAGUGUGAUUGAAUGAAAAAGUAACAUAUUGUUUCCUCUAUUUAUGAAGAGAUGUUUUCAUGA
This is a messenger RNA of Vigna radiata var. radiata (mung bean), 2101 nucleotides long. Its product is annotated as pentatricopeptide repeat-containing protein At4g21065. The record is from RefSeq and is a predicted model, not a curated record. The coding region runs from base 1 to 1851 and encodes 616 amino acids. The transcript has 2 exons. Lineage: Eukaryota; Viridiplantae; Streptophyta; Magnoliopsida; Fabales; Fabaceae. Gene Ontology annotation, molecular function: RNA binding; protein binding; zinc ion binding. Gene Ontology annotation, biological process: RNA modification.